GUGAUGUGCACUUUCAGAGUACAACAGCUUAGUGAGAGCUCCCCAUUCAUUUCCUCCUGAGUAGCCUGUGAAGGAGGAGGGAAACGACAGAGCGAGUGAGCGAGAGAGCGAGUGAAUAGAAAGAGAGAGAGAGAGAGAGAGAGAGUGAGAGACAAGAGUCUGACCACACAGGAAAACAAGAGAGACAGAGAAAGAGAGCUAAAAGGACGCAAUAAGGAUAUCACUUCUUCAUCUCACGUUCCGAGACUUCAAACCAGGAUGUUGAUGCUGGACGGGAUGCCUGUCCUGCGAGUUAGAGCAGAACCCGUGCAGAUGCAGCGGAGGUCUCCCGAGAUCCGUAGCUACGCAGACAUGGGCGUGUUGGUGAUGGAAAGAAGGUUCCGGACUCAUUCUCCCGAAAAACGCUUUCCGACAGACCUGUUCCAGAUCCAGACCGAGCCUGUCGAUCUUUCCACCAACAGAUCCCGCUCUUCACCAUCAUCAUCAUCAUCAUCAUCGUCAUCAUCAUCAUCUUCAUCAUCAUCAUCAUCAUCACCCCCUUCAUCUUUGCUGCGAUUCUCGCCACGUUCCCCGCCGGUCCCAUCCACCAGGUCUUCUUCCUCAUCUUCAUUAUCAUCAGCAUCAUCGUUAUCCUCAUCAUCGUCAUUAUCGCUGCCUUCAUCCUCGCCUCCGUCCGUCAUAACUCCCGUGCCACGGUUAAAGAUGUCUCCGUCGAGGGUGACGUCUCCGCCCUCCAUCGCUCGCAGGGGGCAGCCGUUCCUGCACAUACCCCAGGUCAUGCCUACGUGCCCUACCCCCAUCCACCUGCACCCCCGCAGAGUCCCCGUGGUGGUACAGCCCAUGCCGCUGGUCUACGCCGGGGUCGGUUCUCUGGGACCUGGAGGCCUCAUGGCACCCAUGCUGGAAGAAAGCAGGAUACACAGAAAAGUCACACACAGAGUACCAGAUGGACUGUCUCCACGGCGAUCCUUGAGUGACAGCGAGGACGACGACCUGCCCAAUGUGACGUUGGACAGCGUGAACGAGACCGGCUCUACCGCCCUGACCAUCGCCCGUGCUGUACAGGACUCCAUGUUGCCGUUCAGCAUCGAGAGCAUGCGGAGGUCGAGGCGGCCCGAGUCUCCUGACACCAAGAGGAGGCGCAUCCACCGCUGUGAGUUUGAGGGCUGCAGUAAAGUUUACACCAAGAGCUCUCACCUCAAAGCCCACAGGAGGACACACACCGGCGAGAAGCCGUAUAAGUGCACGUGGGACGGCUGCGCGUGGAAGUUUGCGCGCUCGGACGAGCUCACGCGCCACUACCGCAAGCACACAGGGGUCAAGCCGUUCAAGUGCGGCGACUGCGAGCGCAGCUUCUCCCGCUCAGAUCACCUGGCACUCCACCGCCGCCGUCAUGCCCUGGUGUGAGGACACACACACACACACACACACACACAGGUGAGGAUGCGGCUCGGGAGAGGCUGGACCUUUCCCUGAAUGUGCUCGUGGUAUUAUCUGUCUAGUCCUGGAUGAAGAGUAAGGAGCGAUGAUCAGUUUUUAACCGUUUAUAUAUCCUGACGAAUACAUUUAUACAUCUAUAUCUAUGUGUAUAUAAAUAUCUGUAAGGGGCUGAUCGUACUGAUCAUGCACUCGUAUUCCGAGAUGUUACAAAGACUUACAAUGCAUGAAGGAGAAGAGAGAGAGAGAGAGAGAGAGAGAGAGAGAGAUUAUUAAAUAAUACCAGCGCAUAUUGCAGGGCAUGUCACAUCAGUCAUAAUCAGCAUUUAUACAUCAUUUCAUUUCCAUUUUAAAAACCCACUUCGAGACUAUUACACCAGUAUAUUUUAGCCAGUAAGAAACCCUAGAAACAAAUUUCUCAUCAUUGGGUGAGGAUUUUAUUCAAAAUAAAUAAAAAAAAGAAAGAUGGAUAAUGAACAGGGUAUAAACCUCAAUGUGAACAAAAAAAAUGUUAUUCCAUCCAUUUUCUUAAUAAUAAUAAUAAUAAAAAAAGUAAAUAAAUAAAGGUCAGUGAUUUAUUUCCUGAUAAGGGAAAAAAAUAUGAAACUUUGCACAGCUUUGAUAUGGAGUGAGUGUUCACAAGAGAUUAGACAAGAAGUCAUAACAAUCCUUAUUAUUAUUAUUAUUAUUAUUAUUGUUAUUAUUGUUAUUGAAUCCAUGUACUGUGUUGCCCCCAGUAGUGAGAGAGAGAGAGAGAGAGAGACAGACAGACAGACAGAGAGAGAGAGAGAGACAGACAGACAGAGAGAGAGAGAGAGAAAGAGAGAGAGAGACAGACAGACAGACAGACAGAGAGAGAGAGAGAGAGAGAGAGAGAGACAGACAGACAGAGAGAGAGAGAGAGAGAGAGAGAGAGAGACAGACAGACAGACAGAUAGACAGAGAGAGAGAGAGAGAGAGAGAGAGAGAGAGAGAGAGACAGACAGACAGACAGACAGACAGACAGAGAGAGAGAGAGAGAGAGACAGACAGACAGAGAGAGAGAGAGAUUCAUUUUCAUUUAAAACUGCAUAAUUUGUGCACAAACAUAGUGUAGCAGAUGUCUGUACAUUUAAAACAAAAAAAAAACAAAAAGAAGAAGAAGAAAAAAAACGUAUCAUGCUCCGUAUGUGCAUUUUAUGUCACGUCACGUAUUUGUUCAGUAUUUUUUAUUGCACCCUUCUUUUCGAACGUAUGUGACGUCACCAUUUAUAUAUAAGUGUUGUAUAUUGAAGCCCGGUGACGGCCGGUGGAGAGCGUCAUCGGGGACCUUCCUUUUAACCUUUAAUCCUGUUUCUCAAUUAUGUAUUUGUAAAUGAUGUUAUUGUAUACAUUUCCCUUUUUUAUAUGGAUUGACUGUGAAUUUAUACAUAAAUAUAUAUAUAUAUAAAUAUAUAUAAAUAUAUGUUUAAUGGAUCAAAUGAAGGCAUGAAUAAUAAAAAGUCACUUAACACUUUAAUUCCA
Hemibagrus wyckioides is the source of this 2940-nucleotide messenger RNA. It is a transcript of the gene klf12a, whose product is annotated as Kruppel like factor 12a. The record is from RefSeq and is a predicted model, not a curated record. The transcript is spliced from 6 exons. Bases 259 to 1407 code for a protein of 382 amino acids. NCBI's taxonomy places the organism in Eukaryota, Metazoa, Chordata, Actinopteri, Siluriformes, Bagridae. Gene Ontology annotation, biological process: regulation of transcription by RNA polymerase II. Gene Ontology annotation, molecular function: DNA-binding transcription factor activity, RNA polymerase II-specific; RNA polymerase II cis-regulatory region sequence-specific DNA binding.